Messenger RNA from Hyphopichia burtonii NRRL Y-1933, 1770 nucleotides. RefSeq lists its product as uncharacterized. The record is from RefSeq and is a predicted model, not a curated record. The coding region runs from base 356 to 1402 and encodes 348 amino acids. The transcript has 4 exons. NCBI's taxonomy places the organism in Eukaryota, Fungi, Ascomycota, Pichiomycetes, Serinales, Debaryomycetaceae.
AAGAUUAACAACGAACCUUUUAAGCGAAAGAAGGAGAAUAGGCAAUCUGUUUCCACCCUUUCAACGGUGUUUCCGAAGAGACUUCAUUCACUGUUUCUACAAUUGGAUACUUAAUCAUAUCUUCUUCAGUCUAUACCCCGAGCUUAACUCUUGAAGACUAUUUUAUUUUCUUUAAGCUGUUAGCUAUCUUAGUAAGCCUGGUUGACCUGAGUUUAACAAGAGCAAACAGCCUAUAUUGAUCUAACAGCUUGGAGAAGGUGAAGUAUUCAGUCAAGGCCAUGGAGACACUUGUCAUGGCAUCAACGUACCGUUAGAAGCAUAUCCCAAUGUCAUCGGCGAUUUUCUCACAAGAUAUAUGGCCCUAAGGGGCAGUAUCCGUUUGACUGAACGCAUCGCUUUGCAUAAACCCAACUCCAAGUCCAAGAAGGUCAAGGAAGAGGAUCCAGGGACCUCGUUGUCCGCCGGGGUGGCUCAAUUGAGCUUGAAUGAAAACGAUGUUCGUCCAAAAAAGGAAUUUGUGGGAUUAUUCGAUGAAUCUAUCCCCGUUGACGAAUUUCUCGAAUUAGAUUAUAAGAAUAUCAUUGCUAGUAAGAAAAUCAAGCCUAUUAUCAAGAAUGCUUCUGAUAAGGCGGUUGAUAUCUAUGAAGAGUAUUUUGAUGAGCUAUUUGAUUACGACUACACUUAUGAAUCCAUGAAAGAUUGGACUAAUUGUUUUAAACUUUGUCAAGUCGAAGAGCCUCUUGCUUCAAAAGUUUUCACCAUGAGAACCGUUUCACCUAAAAGAUACAGAGCAUUCUCCAAUGAGUACACUGAUACUCGUCAACAGUUACUUUGGGCCAAAGUCUUUUCGGAUCGUUUGUCAGAACUCUUAGCACCUAAAGUGGAUGCUAUUAGUGAACACAAUCCAAAUCCAAAUGGACAAUAUCUUGGGAUAUGGUUGCAAUGCUCAUUUCUGAGAUUGGUAGAAACGCUCGAUCCAAUCCACCCCACAGAUCAGUCAAUGGCUUCGUACUUUGACAAUGGUGGUAACACUUACGAGCUUGCUCUUUGGUACUGUGAUCAAUGUGACACGAACCAAAGAAUCGCUAUUAGUUAUAUUGUUGGUAAUUAUAAAUCUUUCAUGAAGAAGAAGAAGAAGUCAAACAGUAGUGGGAAAAGAUUUGAUAUGCGUGAUUUACUUAAUGCUGUUGAAAAUGACCGGGGGUUUGUUUUUGAUCAUCCUCAACCACAGUUCAAGGUUCGUAGGAGAAAGCUAAAGAGAAGUCAUGUCUCUCAUGAUAAUCAUCAAAUUGAGUCUGAUGACGAAUUCCAGGAUCCUUACACUUUUUACACUGACGUUGGGUCAACUAGAUUUAAAAUGGUACGCGAUGAGGAUGAUAAUGUUGAUAUAUUCCCUUACUAAAUAUUAUAUAAGAAUUAUAUAAACUAAUCUUUCUUUUCAUUGGCUAAACGAGCAGCUUUCUUUAAAGCUCUAACACGAAUGCUUUUAUGCAUGUUGAAAUUGAUGGUAUUAGCAAUCUUUGAGUAAAUACCAACUGAAUUUGCAACAGCAAAAUGCAUAAGAGCAUGAGUCCAGUAAGGAGUGUUUGUAGCAAAUCUUUCUUGAGCACCACCACGGUAACCAACGCUGUUAAUGGCGGAUUUAACAAAAUUUUUAGCAUUUGGAAUAAGUAAAGAAGGUCUCUUUAUUUUAGACAUUGCAGAAGUAACCAAAUAAGAAAGAACUAAUUCAACAUCAAUUUUUUCAGGAGCCAAUUCACCAGCUAAAGC